CGAUAUCCGUAUAUGAGUCUACUUAGAGAUCAAGCUUGGUCGUCCUCGAGGGGGAUUGUGUGUAUUGAUGUUUUGUGGUGGUAUGAGCUGGGGAGACUCAGGCGGCUUUGCGUGUGACCAUCACUUAGGUAGACAGCCGGGUUGCUGGACUGGCUCUCUCCGAUCAAUUUGCACUGCACGUAGGCUCGCACAUCUGCAGGAGGAGUGCAACGACCUCAAUCGGUCACCAUGGCGGCAGCCAACGCCCCCAUCGCCAUGAGGGAGGCGUUAACGCUUACAAGUCUGGGCAUAAACCAACAAUUCGUGACAUUUACACAUGUGACGAUGGAAUCCGACAAGUACAUUUGCGUGCGGGAGACUUCUCCUCAGAACAGUGUAGUGAUUAUCGACAUGUCGAUGCCCAAUCAGCCUCUGAGGCGGCCUAUUACUGCCGAUUCUGCACUCAUGAAUCCAACCAGUAGAGUUCUUGCGCUGAAAGCUCUAAUUCCUGGGUCAACGCAAGAUCACUUGCAAAUUUUUAACAUUGAGUUAAAGGCGAAAAUGAAAUCGCAUCAGAUGCCAGAACAGGUAGUGUUUUGGAAGUGGAUUUCUUCAAAAUUACUAGGGCUUGUUACACAAACCUCAGUAUAUCAUUGGUCCAUAGAAGGUGAAAGUACACCACAGAAGAUGUUUGACAGAACUGCAAAUUUGACUGGUAACCAAAUCAUCAACUAUCGGUGUGAUCCCUCUGAAAAGUGGCUAGUAUUGAUUGGUAUUGCCCCUGGUGCACCUGAGCGCCCACAGCUUGUGAAGGGAAACAUGCAAUUAUUUUCUGUGGAUCAACAGAGGAGUCAAGCAUUAGAAGCGCAUGCAGCAUCAUUCGCAACUUUUAAGGUUUCAGGCAUUGAAAAACCUUCUCUCCUUAUUUCAUUCGCAACAAAGACCAUGGUCGGCGCUCAACUGGUUUCGAGAAUUCAUAUUAUUGAGCUGGGGGCUCAGCCAGGUAGACCCGGGUUUGCCAAGAAGGCGGCGGACUUGUUUUUUCCUCCGGAUUUUGCAGACGAUUUUCCAGUUGCAAUGCAGAUCUCAUCGAAGUACAAUCUUAUCUACGUUAUCACAAAGCUGGGCCUUCUUUUUGUCUACGAUCUAGAAACCGCUACAGCUGUGUACAGAAACCGUAUCAGUCCAGAUCCUAUCUUUUUGACAGUUGAUGCACCAACAACUGGUGGAUUUUAUGCUGUCAAUCGCCGCGGACAAGUUCUACUGGCGACUGUAAAUGAGUCAACAAUUGUUCCAUUCGUCAGCAAUCAGCUGAACAAUUUGGAGCUUGCGGUGAAUCUGGCCAGACGAGGGAAUUUGCCUGGAGCCGAGGGCUUGGUUGUGCAACGUUUCCACGAGUUGUUUUCUCAAAUGAAAUACAAGGAAGCAGCUGACCUUGCAGCUGAAUCACCAAAAGGAAUACUUCGAACUCCAGAUACGGUGGCCAAAUUUCAGAGUGUUCCAGUGCAGCCCGGACAAACGUCGCCACUUUUGCAGUACUUCGGAACUUUGCUGACAAAGGGCAAAUUGAAUGUGUUUGAGUCCUUAGAGCUUUCCCGGUUGGUUGUUAAUCAAAACAAGAAGAACCUACUUGAGAACUGGUUGGCGGAAGACAAACUCGAGUGCAGUGAAGAACUCGGAGAUCUUGUCAAGACCGUAGACAGUGAUAUGGCUUUGAAAAUUUACAUAAAGGCCAGGGCUACACCCAAGGUGGUUGCAGCUUUUGCUGAGCGGCGAGAGUUUGAUAAGAUUCUGAUUUACUCCAAGCAGGUUGGGUAUACACCAGAUUAUCUGUUCCUGCUGCAGACAAUACUGCUAUCAGAUCCUCAGGGUGCUGUAAACUUUGCUCUGAUGAUGUCUCAGUUGGAAAGAGGAUGUCCAGUAGACUAUAAUGUUAUCACUGACUUGUUCCUUCAGCGCAACAUGAUCAGGGAGGCAACCGCGUUUCUUUUGGAUAUUCUGAAGCCUAAUUUACCGGAGCAUGCCCUACUUCAAACCAAGGUACUGGAGAUCAAUUUGGUCACAUUUCCCAAUGUGGCUGAUGCAAUUCUGGCGAAUGGCAUGUUCUCCCAUUAUGAUCGUCCUCGCAUUGCUCAACUCUGUGAGAAAGCUGGUCUCUACAUGCGUGCCCUUCAGCAUUACACAGAGUUGAAUGAUAUCAAGCGUGUUGUGAUCAACACUCAUGCUAUUGAACCUCAGGCGCUAGUGGAGUUUUUUGGAACUUUGUCUAGGGAGUGGGCCUUAGACUGCAUGAAGGAGCUUCUCCAAGUGAAUAUGCGAGGGAAUCUUCAAAUUAUCGUGCAGGUUUCGAAGGAGUAUGGGGAACAGCUGGGUGUUGAUUCUUGUGUAAAGUUGUUUGAGAGCUUCAAAUCAUACGAAGGCCUUUACUUCUUCCUUGGCGCAUACUUAAGUACAAGCGAGGACCCUGAGAUCCACUACAAGUACAUUGAGGCUGCAGCAAAGACUGGCCAAAUCAAGGAAGUGGAACGUGUCACAAGAGAGUCCAACUUCUAUCCUCCUGAGAGGACCAAAAACUUUUUGAUGGAAGCAAAGUUACCAGAUGCAAGGCCUCUCAUCAAUGUUUGCGAUCGACAUGGCUUUGUGCCAGAUCUUACUCAUUUCCUUUAUGUCAACAAUAUGCUUCGAUAUAUUGAAGGAUAUGUGCAGAAGGUCAAUCCACAAAACGCACCUCAGGUGGUUGGGCAAUUGCUUGAUGAUGAUUGCCCUGAGGACUUCAUUAAGGGUUUGAUCUUAUCCGUCCGCUCACUGCUUGCUGUUGAGCCUCUGGUCACCGAGUGUGAGAAGAGGAAUCGUCUGCGACUGUUGACACAAUUCUUAGAGCAUUUGGUAAGUGAAGGUAGCCAAGAUGUGCAUGUGCACAAUGCUCUUGGGAAGAUCAUCAUAGAUACAAACAAUAAUCCUGAGCAUUUUCUCACUACAAAUCCUUACUACGACUCAAAAGUUGUUGGUAAGUACUGUGAGAAGCGCGACCCCACACUCGCAGUGGUUGCAUACAAACGAGGUCUGUGUGAUGAUGAGCUUAUCAAUGUAACGAACAAGAACUCUAUGUUCAAGCCUCAGGCCAGGUAUGUGGUUGAGCGUAUGGAUCCUGAGCUAUGGUUGAAGGUUCUCGACCCAGAAAAUCCCUUCAGGAGACAGCUCAUUGAUCAAGUCGUUUCUACUGCACUGCCAGAGAGCAAGAAUCCAGAACAGGUGUCAGCCACUGUUAAGGCAUUCAUGACUGCAGAUUUGCCCCAUGAGUUGAUCGAACUUCUAGAGAAAAUUGUUCUACAGAACUCUGCCUUCAGUGGCAACCCGAAUCUCCAGAACCUGCUCAUUCUCACAGCAAUCAAGGCUGAUAAAUCAAGGGUUAUGGACUAUAUCAACCGAUUGGAUAAUUUUGAUGGUCCAGCAGUGGGGGAAAUUGCUGUUGGUGCUGAGCUUUAUGAGGAAGCAUUUGCUAUAUUUAAGAAGUUCAACUUGAACGUGCAAGCUGUCAAUGUCCUCUUGGACCACCUCCGCGACAUUGACCGUGCUGUGGAAUUUGCAGCACGAGUGGAAGAGGAUGAGGUCUGGAGCCAGGUGGGUAUGGCACAGUUGAGAGAAGGGCUGGUAAGUGAUGCCAUUCAAUCUUUCAUCAAGGCUAACGAUGCUACCCAGUACAAUGAAGUUAUAAAUGUGGCAUCCAAUGUCAAAGCUUACGAGGAUCUUGUCAAAUACUUGCAUAUGGUUCGGAAGAAGGUGAAGGAACAGAGGGUGGACUCGGAAUUGAUUUAUUCCUAUGCUAGACUUGAUCGAUUGGGUGAUAUUGAGGAUUUCAUUAUUUCUCCUAACCUUGCGAAUCUGCAAACCGUUGGAGACCGACUCUUUGAUGACUCCUUGUACGAAGCUGCCAAAAUCAUAUUUACUCACAUCUCCAACUGGGCUAGACUGGCGAGCACUCUUGUCAAAAUUCAUCAGUAUCAAGCAGCUGUGGAUGCGGCUCGGAAGGCCAAUAACUCACGGACUUGGAAGGAAGUGUGUUUCGCUUGUGUUGAUGCUGAGGAAUUUCGAUUAGCGCAAAUCUGCGGUCUUAAUGUCAUUGUCCAGGUGGACGACUUGGAAGAAGUCAGUCAGUACUAUCAGAACAGGGGUUGUUUUGUGGAGCUUAUCUCUCUUAUGGAGAGUGGGCUUGGGCUGGAGCGUGCACACAUGGGAAUAUUCACAGAACUUGGAACGCUUUAUGCGAAAUACCGGCCAGAGAAGCUUAUGGAGCAUCUCAAGCUUUUUGUUACCCGUAUUAAUAUUCCAAAACUUAUCCGCGUUUGCGACGAGCAACAGCACUGGCAGGAACUUACAUUCUUGUAUAUUCAGUAUGAUGAGUAUGACAAUGCCGCUGCUACUAUGAUGAGCCAUUCUCCUGAGGCUUGGGAUCACAUGCAGUUCAAGGACGUGGCUGUGAAGGUAGCCAAUGUGGAAUUGUACUACAAGGCUACUCACUUCUAUCUGCAGGAGCAUCCAGAGUACAUCAGCGAUCUUCUUAAUGUCCUAGCUACUCGAAUAGAUCAUACAAGGGUGGUAGACAUCAUGCGGAAGGCUGGACAAUUAUCACUGGUGAAACCAUACAUGGUGGCUGUACAGAGUGCUAACAAUGCUGCAGUGAAUGAGGCUCUCAAUGGCUUAUACAUUGAAGAUGAGGAUUACGAACGACUCAGAGAGUCCAUUGAUAUGUAUGAUAACUUUGAUCAGAUGUCAAUGGCACAGCGGAUUGAGAAGCACGAACUUCUGGAAAUGCGACGAGUUGCAGCUUACGUCUACAAGAGGGCUGGGAGAUGGAAACAGUCGGUCGCUCUUUCUAAGAAGGAUAACUUGUACAAGGAUGCCAUGGAAACCGCCUCACAAUCAGGCGAUCGUGAUCUUGCUGAGGAAUUGCUUACCUUCUUUGUGGACAAGGGCAAGAAAGAAUGCUUUGCUGCAUGCCUAUACACCUGUUACGAUCUCAUUCGUGCUGAUGUUGCGGUGGAGCUCGCCUGGAUGCAUGGCAUGAUGGAUUUUUGUGUUCCUUAUUUAUUACAGUUCAUUCGUGAGUAUACAACAAAGGUUGAUGACCUUGUCAAGGAUAAAAUUGAAGCAACUGAAGAAAAGAGGUCGAAGGAGUCCGAAGAGAAGGAGGUUGUGGCGCAACAGAAUAUGUAUGCCCAGCUUUUGCCUUUAGCUCUACCUCCUCCUCCUGUUCCUGGUGUGAAUGGCUUUGCGCCUGGCAUGGGCAUGCCUACCAUGAGUGGUAUGCCACCUAUGGGUGGAGGUUACGGCAUGCCCCCCUUAAGCGGAGGGUACGGUAUGCCUAGUAUGAGUUCAAUCUAACAAUAUCUUCAAAGGAAUUUAUUAUUCAAUCUCUAUCAAGCUUCUCAUCUGGGUUGAAUUACGUCCAACAAAGCUUAAUGUGAACAAUUUGUGGUUCAACGAAUGCAUUUUCACGCGUUCGAGAACGGCUUUGUGGUGUGUCUGCAUCGAACUGAAAUUGAAUUGUAGUUGGUAGUGCUGCUAGUUUGUAGAUUAGUUGUAGCGCUGGUUUGUGCAGGUAGUAGGAUGGAUACUAAAUUACCAGUGAUGAUCAGGACGGCCGCGUAGUCACCUAUGUUGGGACCAUGAUAUAUAUAUGAGGGUAUUGUCGAUGGAUUAUAUUGUUGAGGGAUAUGUGGUGGUUCCGUUCAUCGGCUGCUAUUGCAGAUUUGUAGGGUAGAGAGAAGUGCAGCGGGCAACUCAUGUACAGUAAGCCAUUUGAUCUGAUACAUUGUAGCAUUAUCAACAUUUGAACUUCUAGUGCUUGUUUUUU
Molecule: messenger RNA, 5833 nt
Organism: Physcomitrium patens
Lineage: Eukaryota; Viridiplantae; Streptophyta; Bryopsida; Funariales; Funariaceae
Product: clathrin heavy chain 2
Biological process (GO): receptor-mediated endocytosis; intracellular protein transport
Cellular component (GO): Golgi apparatus; clathrin coat of trans-Golgi network vesicle; clathrin complex
Molecular function (GO): clathrin light chain binding; structural molecule activity
Source: RefSeq, a predicted model, not a curated record